Molecule: messenger RNA, 912 nt
Organism: Arachis stenosperma
Lineage: Eukaryota; Viridiplantae; Streptophyta; Magnoliopsida; Fabales; Fabaceae
Product: vacuolar-sorting protein BRO1-like
Exons: 2
Coding region: 1-912 (303 amino acids)
Biological process (GO): protein transport to vacuole involved in ubiquitin-dependent protein catabolic process via the multivesicular body sorting pathway
Cellular component (GO): endosome
Source: RefSeq, a predicted model, not a curated record
AUGAGCAAUGUUAAUCCGAACCCGGAAAGGGUACUGGCAAUCCCUGUGAAGAAGAGUGAUCCGGUGGAUCUGUACAGGCCGUUACGCCAGUUCGUAGCCACAAAAUAUUCAGAGAGCGAUGCACAGAAAGUGGAAAGCGUUCUCGAAACCCUAAACAAAUGCCGCAGGGACAUGGUGGAGCGAGGGGACCUCUCCCUUCCUAUGCAACGUGACUGCCUCAUCCACUACUUCAAAUGUCUCUGCAUGGUUGAGCCACUCUUCACCGCUAUCCCCUCCGACGCCGACUCCGAGUCCGACUCCGACCCGAUCAUCUUUGUCUGGUACGACGCCUUCAACCCUAAGCAUGAUAAUGGUGUCUCCUUGCAGCGCAACAGCAUCCAAUUGGAGAAGGCUGCUGUUCUCUUCAACCUUGGCGCCAUACACAGCCAGAUUGGGGCCUCUUGCGACCGCACCACCGCCCUUGGCCGUCACCUUGCAAUGGAAGCCUUCAAUGCUUCCGCCAAAUUCUUCUACAAACUCUGGCAGUAUUUUUCCAAGGACGUCUCCGCCACUCUCGACUUGACUGUCCUCUUCGCCGAGAGUCUGCACUGGCUCUUGUCCGCUCAGGCUGAGGAUCUCAAAUUACAGCAACGACUCCACCACAACAACACAAAUGACGACGCCAGUUCUAAUCUCGAACAACACAAUGUUUCUAAGCUUUAUCGGGCGGCAUGUGAUCUGAUACUAUGUGAUUCCGUUGCAACCGCACUUGUCGUCUCAUUUGACGAAACCUGGAUAACUCAUCUUUCGCUGAAGGUGAAAUUCUUUGAGGUGGAGCCUCGUCGGAGGCGAUCAUCCAUCCUACCCAAAUCCGAGCGACUCCCAUUGUUCCAGUUUCGUCCUCUUGAUGAUAAUGCAGAGUCUUAUCACUGA